AUGAAAGAUUGGCAUAUUGAUGACCAUAUAAAUAUAUAUCAAGAAAAUGAGAAAAGUAAUAAUAAAGAAUAUGUAACUUAUAACAGUUGUAUAAUUAAUAAAAGUAAUGAGAAUAACAGUUCAAGUGAAUCUAGUAAUAAUAGUAAAGAUCAAAAACAUAGAAUAUUAGAAAAUGAAAUUCAUAGAUCACCAAAUAAAGCAUAUAGAUUAGGUAAUAUAGUUGGAAAUGGAAGUUUCGGUGUAGUUUAUGAAGCUAUUUGUCUUGAUACUUCAGAAAAAGUUGCUAUUAAAAAGGUUUUACAAGAUCCACAAUAUAAAAAUAGAGAAUUAAUGAUAAUGAAAAAUUUAAAUCAUGUAAAUAUUAUAUAUUUAAAAGAUUAUUAUUAUACAGAAUCAAUUAAAAAAAAUGAAAAAAAUAUUUUUUUAAAUGUGGUAAUGGAAUAUAUACCACAAACCGUACAUAAAUAUAUGAAAUAUUAUUCAAGAAAUAAUCAAUCUAUACCAAUAUUUUUAGUAAAGUUAUAUUCAUAUCAAUUAUGUAGAGCAUUAGCAUAUUUACAUGCAAAAUUAAUUUGUCAUAGAGAUCUAAAACCUCAAAAUUUAUUAAUAGAUCCAAAAACACAUACAUUAAAAUUAUGUGAUUUUGGAAGUGCAAAAAAUUUAUUAGUUGGUCAACGUAGCGUUUCAUAUAUUUGUUCUAGAUUUUACAGAGCUCCUGAAUUAAUGUUAGGUUCUACUAAUUAUACUACCCAUAUAGAUUUAUGGUCAUUAGGUUGCAUAAUAGCAGAAAUGAUAUUGGGAUUUCCUUUGUUUUCAGGACAAUCAAGUGUUGAUCAAUUAGUUAGGAUAAUACAAGUUUUAGGAACACCAACUGAAGAACAAAUGAAAGAAAUGAAUCCAAAUUAUGCUGAUGUAAAAUUUCCAGAUGUUAAACCAAAAGAUUUAAAAAAGAUAUUUCCAAAAAGUACAUCAGAAGAUGCUAUAAAUUUAGUUUCUAGAUUUUUAAAAUAUGAACCACUAAAAAGACUUAGUUCAAUUGAAGCUUUAAGUGAUCCAUUUUUUGAUGAAUUAAGAGACCCUAGUAUUAAAUUACCAAAAUAUAUUGAUAAAUUACCAGAAUUAUUUAAUUUUUGUGAAGAAGAAAUUAAAGUAAUGUCUGAUGAAUGCAGAAAAAAAGUAUUACCUAAACAUCUUUAUGAAAAAUAUGAAUAUUUAAUGAAUGAACAUAAUAAUAACAAUAGUGUUAAUGAAAAUAUUAAUAAGGAAUUUAAUGAAUCAAAUAUGGAAAAUAAUCAAUCAAAUAAUAAAUCUCAUUUAAUUAUUGAAAGUUAA
This is a messenger RNA of Plasmodium gallinaceum, 1332 nucleotides long. It is a transcript of the gene GSK3, whose product is annotated as glycogen synthase kinase 3, putative. Gene Ontology annotation, cellular component: cytoplasm. Bases 1 to 1332 code for a protein of 443 amino acids. Gene Ontology annotation, molecular function: protein serine/threonine kinase activity; ATP binding. Gene Ontology annotation, biological process: signal transduction; protein phosphorylation. The record is from RefSeq and is a predicted model, not a curated record. Lineage: Eukaryota; Apicomplexa; Aconoidasida; Haemosporida; Plasmodiidae. The transcript is spliced from 7 exons.